Cylindrotheca closterium is the source of this 2226-nucleotide messenger RNA. NCBI's taxonomy places the organism in Eukaryota, Bacillariophyta, Bacillariophyceae, Bacillariales, Bacillariaceae. The record is from the annotation of a GenBank genome assembly.
AUGGUCCCAUUAUGUCUGUACGAAGUGAAGGAACGAGAUAUGGUGAACCCAAGUCGGCGUCUACGUCGAAAACGGAAACGGGAACGAGGAAGAACCGGUUUGACGUCAUUCACUUCUUCGCUCUCUUUGAUGGCAUCAGUAAUUCUUGUUUCAAUCAGUAGUUAUGAGAGCUCAGUGGCGGCAUAUGCGCCGAAUCAGGCCUUCUCAAGAAGACGACUCAGUCCUUUCUCAUUGCCUCAGAGAGGCUCAUCAUCAUCAUCAUCGUCACUAGACAUGGCAUCCCAAGUGGCCAGCAUGGAAGGCUUGUCUCCGUACUUUCGAGGAAUUCUGAGUCGAACCAACAGUCGUCAACGAUUCGUCACGGGCAGAUAUCCGUUGAUUAUCGAUAUCCAAGAAAAUCCAACUGCAAGAUGGCUCAAUCUCGGAAGAGUGAAUGAAAACAUCGCAACUACAUACGUGUUGGUGAACGAAACCACUAUCGAUAGGAGUCUUGCAUCCUACGAUCGGUUCCAGUGGGUUGAUGAGGAGGCUAGAUUGGAGUUACAUAAUCGAUACACAUCCGUCAGUUUGGAGCUGCUAGCAGAGGUUAACAUCCCCAAACCUGGAUACUUGAACAUCCUUCCCGCGGAUGGACCCGGUGCCUCUGCCACGGAAGUUCGAACCAUGCAAUCCACAACCAGAUGGAAUCGGUGGAGGAACAGUCCAGUAUACCGAGAGUUGGAAGAAAUCCAAUGGAAUGCCCCCUAUCGGGAUCGGCUGUGGGUAACUGGAUUCACCCUCACAGGUCGCAAAGGAUUGGUACAAAGUGUGGACGCGGAAUCGGGACACAUUGAUUCGGUCAACAAAAGGUCGAAAUCUAUGACACUCUGGCCCAAUGAAGUGAACCAUGUGCCAAAAGUUCUUGUAGAUCGAGGUGGCCCACAACGUCAAAAAGUAGAAGUUGACGAUGCUUUGUUAGUCAGCGAUGGCUUUUUGGUUCCGGGAAAAGAUCGAGGCGGAAUUUACGUGAUCAAGAACCCAAGCAAUCCCAACUCUGAAUGGACGAUGUGCCUGACAGAUGAAAAACUAGAUAACUGGUUCUAUCACAGAGCGGUAUGGGUGGACCUUACAGGAGAUGGACGAAAGUCGAUUUUGACGGCACGGGCCAAACUCCGUAAAGUUGCCGGUCACAAAGAUACUCCAAAGGAGGAGGAUAACCGACCAAAAAAUGGGCAGUUGGUGUGGCUCGAAAUGCCAGAACCUCAUCAUUUCGACGAAUCCACUGGGACACCAUUGGAGAAAGAUGGAACGGCGUUCGAUCCAUUCAGCUCACGUCAUCUACCAUGGAAGGAACGAGUUUUGGCAACGGGCCCCGAUGUUAUGUUCAACGUUGUCGAUAUGGAUACAGAAGACGACACUAUCGAAGUAAUCGCGAGCCAGUUCUUUGACAAACGAGUAACAUUGCAUUCCAUCAAGAUUGGAAAGAAUCCGUCUAUUUCAUUCGCCAGGACCAUUGACAAUCGAUGUGGUGCUGCCUUUGGUGGGAUUGUGGCGAAUCUGGAUGGCAGACAAGCAGGCAGCCCUGCGAAUGUGGUGAUUGAUUCUGGAAGUACUGUACGGACACUCCAGCCAGGUGAUUCAUUCUCGCACGUCUUGGUCACAAGUCAUGAGUGUAACUAUGCUGAAAGCGAAGAAAAGGAAUUGAUUGGCGGAAGCAUGACCACGCAUCACGCAAAAGACCCUCACCACGUUGACCGAUCCAAAUCCUUCGAUGGUGGAUCGUUGUUCUCUUAUCGGGUACCAGAAGGGAAAGAUGCAUGGAAGAGCGAGCCAUGGGUCAGAACAACUGUUGCUACUGGAUUCAAGGUGAAAGCCCAAAUUUGGAACGUGAUCAAUCCUGGAGCCCCAGGAUUUGUGUACACCUUUCAUGCCCGAAAGGAAGAUGCUCGCAAAGGAAAACGACCAAUGAUUGCAAUUGCCGGUGAUUGUGCCGAAUCCGCAUACAUUUUCCGACCCGAGGAUGUUAGCGAGCGGGAUUCACUCUAUGUAUCAGAUUCGGAUGCGCAAUACCGCUUAAUGUCGGAGAUUCGGUGCGGAGCCACUGUUGGGUCUAUCGCCAUUGGCUACGAUGACCUUUGCUCCGCGGAACAGGAGUCUGGUUACGCAAAAAUAUAUAUCCCAUGCUACGAGAAGGACAAAAUUCUGGUGUUUGCCAUGGGAAGUGGCGAGGAAGAUGAUGGUUGGUAA